AUGGAUUUCUCAUGUCGAGGUCUUGCUACAACUGCGAUGUUGCAGGCAUGGGAAUCGAUGGCCAGCGUGCUUCUGAACACGCAGGCCCGUAUGCCUAAAACGUGCAGUUGCAUUUCUGACAGCGCGCAACACGCUGGGCUGCGUCUUUGGAAGUGUGAGGAAGCGCAGCGAAUAUUUCACGAGAAAGCUUCAGACUUUGCAAGAGCACAGCUCAUCAUGAAAGAAGCAAGAACCGAAGCAGAGGAAGCCCUUCAACUCAGAUGGAGCCGCCCUUGGGUGCAGGAGAUGGACGAGCUGGGCCGGAAGGUCAGGGCGGACGCUGGGAGAAUUUCAUCAACUGAAGCCCGUGCUGUUUCAGAGGAGAUUGGGCAAGAGAUGAGUUUGGAAAUGCAAGAGGUUGCAGAAGCUAUUGGGAGCAUAUCUUCUGAGCAUCGGGCGCUUCAGAAGGAGGCGAUGUUGGAGAUGCGAAGUCAUCACCGCGCACUGUCACGGGAGCUUGCGGCUUUAGAACGGCGGGUUUCAGCAGAAGCACGAAAGAGAGAGUCUGACACAUUGCAAAUGGUGAGCGCAGAGGAGCAUUUCGCGGAGCAGGCUUCUGAGGUUGCAGAACUUGCGGUUGCAGGCCAAACCAGCCUUGCUUGA
Messenger RNA from Durusdinium trenchii, 642 nucleotides. The record is from the annotation of a GenBank genome assembly. Lineage: Eukaryota; Dinophyceae; Suessiales; Symbiodiniaceae.